Molecule: messenger RNA, 457 nt
Organism: Pyrenophora tritici-repentis Pt-1C-BFP
Lineage: Eukaryota; Fungi; Ascomycota; Dothideomycetes; Pleosporales; Pleosporaceae
Source: RefSeq, a predicted model, not a curated record
AUGCCUACCUGGAGUCAACGUAACAUCAUCAACUGGGUGCGUCUUUACGAACCCGACUGGACAGAACCCAACAGCGGCUCCGAUGGCGUCAAUUACUGGGCGAACAAGGUGCUGUUAUGGGAUGCGCUAUCAGAGGAUCUGCCCACAGAGAACACUAUCGGAUUUUAUGGAGAAGACCUGUUGAAGGCUGUCGCUAUGAAAGUAGAAUCUAAUGAAAACAGUACAGGGUACAAGAAGGCUGAGAGCUUGAUAUCGAAGAUGCUUGCACAGAGAGUACUGCAAAAGAUCACUCAUAGAAAGGGCUUGACGCACUCACUUCACUGUCGGACCUUGCUGGGCAUGCCAGAGAACUAUGUCAAAGAUGGUGAUCCGGUUACCUUUGGAGAGCUAUUGAGAUAGGGCAGUGUUCGUUUUAAAAAGACAAGAGAGAUGGAGUACGUCGAAGCGCCUGCUGUUU